Messenger RNA from Engraulis encrasicolus (European anchovy), 1507 nucleotides. RefSeq names its product homeobox protein DLX-6-like. The record is from RefSeq and is a predicted model, not a curated record. Gene Ontology annotation, molecular function: RNA polymerase II cis-regulatory region sequence-specific DNA binding; DNA-binding transcription factor activity, RNA polymerase II-specific. Gene Ontology annotation, biological process: negative regulation of transcription by RNA polymerase II; cell differentiation; embryo development. The coding region runs from base 312 to 959 and encodes 215 amino acids. The transcript has 3 exons. Lineage: Eukaryota; Metazoa; Chordata; Actinopteri; Clupeiformes; Engraulidae.
GAAUUUCACGACCAAUGGCAGCAUCUGGUACAUACGGCAAGCCAAUCAGAACACGUCGGAUGCUUUGAUGAUCGUGAUGCAGAGCAGUUGAUAUCAAGACAUUUUACUGCAAGGAUGGUCGAAAAAGUUCGCUUUCUCCGUGGAUUUCUGUAUUGAGGAAGCGUGAGGGAGAAUGGGGGUCUCGAUGACAUCAUUGCUUGCCCCUUUGAGAAUGCACAACAGAAGACAACACCAAGUCCGACGAGGAGCGAGAGCGAUGCCUUAAAGAACAGAAGCUCGCACAAAUUGACAGAGAAACCCACCGCGCGCUCAUGGAUUAUUGCGGCUCUCCGCAACCCUCCCCGGUGACACACUUCACCCUCGGGGCCAUUGCGCACGAGAUGUCUUACGGAACGGCAUCUUCCGUUCCCCACCCGCUGGGCUUUACCAGUUCGCAGCAGAGCCCGUUGCCUUACAUCAACGCGGUCCAAGCCCCCGGUUUACCCGAGACAGGAUCAAAGCCGGAGAGGAGCGAGAUUGUGGGCGGCGGAUUAGUGCGUUUCAACGGGAAAGGCAAGAAGAUUCGCCGGCCCAGGACCAUCUACUCCAGCGCGCAACUGCAAGCCCUGAACGGCCGCUUCGCACUGACGCAGUACCUCGCGCUACCGGAGAGAGCAGAGCUGGCUGCGUCAUUGGGCAUCACGCAAACGCAGGUAAAAAUAUGGUUUCAGAACAAGAGGUCAAAGUUUAAGAAGAUCAUCAAGCAAGGCCGCGGGACGCUCGAGACUGCGACCCAGAUGGUCGAGCAAGGCUUAACGGCCACAACUACUUCACUGCCCAGCACAUCCGUGUGGAACUCCUACCUCACCACAUCUUACGCAGACUCCACCGAGACACCCAUGGUGUCCUACGUGUCCGAGUACAGCAGCUGGUACCAGACAGCGCACCAGGAGGAGACACAGCAUACCCAAUUAUUAUGAACACUUACUGAAACACCUGCAGAUGGUCACGGUUUGUUCAAACAGUGCAAAAAAAUUCUGAAAGACUAUUUCAACAACCAAGAAUGACAUUUUGUUGGCUGAGACAUGGAUAACAUUUUGUGCUACCCUGCAGAGUCUUCAACGCCUCUAUUUGAAUGAACAUUUUCGUUUUGAGUGGAGCACUUGAUGUCUGCACACAUGGACGUCUUGUUCAUACUCGAACUCAAAGGAAAACACUGCGCAUAUUUUUUUUAAUUUUAUUAUUAAUGUUUCUUUCUUGUUGGCUAAUUUAUUAAGAUUUAAGAGUUGGAACAUGUCACCAUAGUUUGGAAGACAAGGCCUACCUCAGUAAACACAUUCAAGAGGUUGACCAAAGGAUAUUUUUGAAUUGUUUAAUUUUCUGCACGGUCUAAUUUCUUUCCCCCUUAUCCAAGAACAUUCACGGAGGAUGUUAUUUCGGUUUUCUUUCAACGGUCACAAUAUAUGCUGUGUGGUUUGUUGUACAGAAAUAAACAAUAGGCUAAUGCUAUCCAGUCAUCAAAUUUGUU